GCCACCUGACUUUGCAGCAGAAAGGCGAGGCCGGGGCCUCCUCGGGCGGCGUUCGCGCAUAUGCCCCUCCCGCGCCUCCUCCGCCUGCGCGCCUCGAGCCCCCUCGCGGCGGGGGCGGGCCCACGAGCGGCCCGCCGGAGGUGCUGCCCGCAGCCGCGGAGCUCUCAGAGGUCGGCGCAGGUUAGUCACCGUCGGUGCUGCUCGGCUCUCCGCGCCCAAACCCUGACGGCCCUGGGGAUGGCCGACCUGAGUGCGUCGUUCUCGGAGGUGGACACGGUGGUCUCGCUGUGCUGCCCCUGGUCGGCCAGGAUGCAGCUCGAUGCCCACCGCUUUGGCAGCGGGUCUACCACGGCCAGCUGCAACGGCGGGAGCCUGCCCCUCUCCGACUUCUCCGAGGCCGUGGGCGGCGACCCGGCCGAGAAGUGCUGCGGGCCCCUCGCCGAGGCCUCCAGCGCGCGGGGCCGAGUCGCGCCCGAGGCGGCCGCGGGCGUGGUCCAGGGCCGCCGCGGGCGCGUCGCGCAGCGGCGGGCCCUCGUCUUUGGACGCCCGAAGGCGCAGCCUGGCAGCGCGGGCGCGUGGUCCGAGCACCUCUGCGGCCUCUGGUCGACGCGAGGAAAAACAAACAAAAAAAAAAAAAAAAAAACCUCUGCGGCCUCUGCAGCAGCGACUGCAGGGAGUGCGGGGCGGCGCGCGCGGCGGCCGCGCCUCCUCGCGGCCGCGAAGCGCUCGGGCCGAGGAGGCUGGGCGGCCCGCUGUGCGAGGGCGUCGUCGACCACUCGGGCCCUGGCGGAGGGGCAGGGCACGGAAUGGGGCGCGAGUGAACGGCGGGGCGACACAUGAGGGGGGGGGCUCCAGGGUCACUGCGCCAGCACGCGGGGGCAGCAGGCUUGCGCCGCGGGCGGAAGCGCACCGCCGUAUCCGCGGCCUCGCGGGCAGUGCCACCGGACCGCGACCCCGCGGCUGCGUGGCGUUUCCUUUCGCGGAUGCCUCUCGCAGACUCGUGACUUCGGUCGCCGCUCGUGACUCGUGACUCGUGACUUCGGAUGCCUUUGACGGGCACCACUCGUGACUUCGGUCGCCCGUGCCUGCAAUUGCUCCCAGCGGUGAUAGCAAGGAGGGUGAGGGGCAGGAUUCGAGGGCAUAUUAUUGUGCUCGAUGCGGGUGGUUUGGUCGAGACAAGAUCUUGACACUGUCCGAAGUGCGCCUGGAAGGCCCCCCCAAAACAAGGACACCGCUCGAUGUUAGAGCCUUUUUGUUUAGAGGGAUCGGCCCCAGCACGAAGAAGCAUUUCGGCCACGGCUCUCCUGUCAAGAGGAGGCACUGAGCUGUGCUUGUCCGAUUUUCGACCCGCCGAGCGCGCUCGCGCUCUUUCUCUGCCGCGGGCUCCACACCUUGAGAUCAUGAUGAAAGGCUGAGAGGCUGAAAGGAGUACGAAUCUCAUUUAGAAUUCGAGGGCAUAUCAUUGUACUCGAUGCGGGUGAUUUGGUCGAGACAAGAUCUUGACACUGUCCGAAGUGCGCCUGGAAGGCCCCCCCAAAACAAGGACACCGCUUGAUGCUAGAGCCUUUUUGUUUAGAGGGAUCGGCCCCAGCACGAAGAAGCAUUUCGGCCACGGCUCUCCGGUCAAGAGGAGGCGUUGAGCUGUGCUUGUCUGAUUUUCGACCCGCCGAGCGCGCUCGCGCUCUUUCUCUGCCGCGGGCUCCACACCUUGAGAUCAUGGUGAAAGGCUGAGAGAGUUUCCCUUGUGGAGCUGCAAGUGUAGAACGGCACAGACCCGCCUGCGUCGCCCUCUUGGCGGGGCUCUCCCGGGCCAUGGGUUUCUCGGGCCGCGCUUCUGCGCGCGCCCCCGCUGCUCCUGCCCCUGGGCGCUUCUCCUGCUCGGCUGCGCCAGAGCCGGCUCCCGGAGGCCCGGACCGACCCUGGAGCACAGCCCGGUCAUCCAGCACCAAGCGCCAAAGAUCUGGAACACUGAGCUUCAGACCCCAUGGCCUCCGAUGGUGAGCCUGACGUGAGCCCGACGAGCGCACGGCAGGUGCAGACAUGCCCAGCCGGCCGCAGAGGCGGCUUGAGCGUGUCGUUUUAAGCUGGGAGCGGUGCAGCCGCCCUCCGCCUGCUCCACCCUUUCGUUCCCCUAUCCUCCCCGAUCUCCCUCCUGUCCCUCCUCUUGUCAUGGCUGUCAGCAUUUACUCGAGAGAACUGAGGGUUCGAAGGGCCUGGAACCCUCCAACUCGUGCCUCAGGCCACGGAAGGACAGCAACUGAGUGGCCGGCUGUGUUUCCAGGAUAGUUUCGACCAAAAAGGCUCGUGAGAGGUUUAUUUGUAAAGCCGACUGUGGCUCCAGGCUACCUUUCAUCUCGCUCGCGCGCCAAGGUGCGUCACGACGUUUUGCGUAUGUUUGUUCUCCCUCUUGCGCUGCUGAACAAGAUUUACUGGAACCGCCGGUGGUUUGAGGUGCAUCAUGCUGCAAUUCGCAAUCCGUUUGUCGUCGUCGCCAAUUUUAUUCGCUUCGGCUGAGGCUCAUUGCCGCCAGCAUGGGUCACGACAGGAGCCUUGCGAAUCUUCUAGCUGCAAUGCCGCGCCUCUGUGUGUAGCAGUGGCGUCGCAAAGCACCGAGCGUGACAAGGUAGCUUUGCUCAGGUGUUUGCCGUAUCGUCCCCGUGUUUCGUCGUUCCUGAGGCAUGCUCCAGAAACCUCGAGACCCUUUAUGUUGGCUCUCGUUAGGAGAGCCCUUCGCCGCAGCUUUCCGCACGCUCUUUCUUGUACAGUGCUGGCUCGGUAGUGUUGCAUCCAGUUACUUAGUUUCUGUGCACUUGCAAUGCUCCGAGGCAUAUACAAGGCAUACCUCUCAUAUCUAGCCAUAAAUAU
Messenger RNA from Prorocentrum cordatum, 2865 nucleotides. Lineage: Eukaryota; Dinophyceae; Prorocentrales; Prorocentraceae. The record is from the annotation of a GenBank genome assembly.